AUCAAACUGCGGUGCCGCCUUUGCCUUCGGUAACUGUUGCUUUGCGCCUUGAAACUUAAGAGAGAUAUUAGAAAAGGGGUUUAGAGGACGAGGAAGAAGAUCAGGAGGGGCCACCUUGCUUCCCGCGUUUUCCAUUCCCAAUUCACUCUUCUCUCUCAUGCGUGCAAGCUAUCUUCAUUACCCCAAUAUCUAACCCCCCCCCCCCCCCCAACCCACCUUUUCUUCACUUUGCUCUCUCUCAUUCUAAAGUUAUAAGCUUUCCCUCAUCGUUGCUAUAAUCUCAGCCCCUGAAAUUCUCUGAUUUUGCUUUAAAAAACAGAAACCCAUCUUUCUAUCUGAAAAGAGUUUCCUUGUUUAUACCCACCUACUGUUCGGUAAAAGUUACAGGUUAGAUAGUUUGUCUGGUUUUGUGAGGUGGGUUUGGGAAAAAGUUUAAAGCUUUGGAUGAUUUUGUGGUUUUUUGUGAAGUUGGGUUGUUCAUUUGUGCGUGUUCAAUCUCUGCUUUUGUUUGAAAAGGAGCUGCUUCUGCAUUUGUUUAUUGGUUCUGAUUCAUGGUCGUUUGUUUAGCUUCUGUGUGAGGAAGAAAGGGUGGCAGGCUGGCUAAGCCGCUAAGGUUGUAAGCUGACAUCUGGGUUUGUUGUGCUUUGUGUGAUUGUUUGUUUAGAUCUGAAUUGAAGCUAUGGGAAGCCAUAUGAGCAAGAAGACUGCAGCUGAGACAUCUUCGGCUGCUAUAAACCUGACCACUUUUCAGUACACAACUGAUCAAUUGAGCACAUAUGAGGCUGCUUGCAAGGUUGAUGCGGACUUGCAGUCGUUUGAUACCAACCUCCAGAACCGAACCAAUCAAGUCAUCAGCACUCUUGCAGCAGGAGUUGAAGUUCGAGCUCUCUCUUUUGAUUCGUUGAAACAAGUUACAGAAUGUCUGUUGGAGAUGAACCAGGAGGUUGUGAAGGUGAUACUGGAAUGCAAGAAAGACAUAUGGAAGAAUCAGGAAUUGUUUGAGCUGGUUGAGGAGUACUUUGAAAAUAGCUUGCAGACUCUUGACUUUUGUACUGCAUUGGAGAAGUGCCUGAAGCGAGCUCGUGAUAGUCAGUUGCUCAUUCUUGUUGCCCUUCAACAAUUCGAGGAGGAGACUGAGGUGGGAGGCAGUCGGUACACGAGGACAUUGGCAGAGUUGAAGAAUUUUAAGGCAGCUGGUGACCCUUUUACCGGAGAGUUCUUCCAAAUGUUUCAAACUGUUUACAGGCAACAACUAAUAAUGCUCGAGAAGUUGCACAUCCGAAAGAACAAGCUGGAUAAGAAGCUCAAGUACAUCAAUGCUUGGAGGAAGGUAUCAAGUAUCAUAUUUGUUGCUACUUUUGCUGCGGUCUUGAUUUGUUCGGUUGUGGCUGCAGCCAUGGCUGCUCCGCCUGUUGCAGCAGCUCUUGCUGCAGCGACUUCUAUCCCCAUUGGUUCAAUGGGGAAAUGGAUAGACUCUUUGUGGAAGAAUUAUGAAAGUGCUAUGAAGGGUCAGAAGGAAGUAAUUAGCUCAAUGCAAGUUGGUACUUAUGUUGCCAUCAAGGACUUGGACAGCAUUCGAGUUCUGAUUGACCGAUUGGAAAUUGAAAUUCAGUCGCUCAUAGAUGAUGCAAGCUUUGCUAUUGAGCAAGAAGCAGUUAGGAUUGCAAUAGACGAGAUUAAGAAGAAGUUGGGAGUAUUUAUGAAGAAUGUGGAGGAAUUAGGAUCUCAAGCUGAUAUGUGCAGCCGAGAUAUUCGAAGAGCAAGGACUGUGGUACUGCAGAGGAUCAUCAAGCAUAGCAACAACUGAAAACUCAAUCAAUCCUUGUAGCUCAACCAGGUUCUCCUUUGAUGUUGGAAGAUUCCAAAAUUGUGUGACUUUCUGUUUUCUAUUCAUCAUAUUUGUUUAUUUUUAGUUUGUACCUUGAAUCCGAGACAAUUGGAUGGAGUUGUGUAUAGAAAUAAUCCAAGACUCGUAUACAUU
Molecule: messenger RNA, 1981 nt
Organism: Argentina anserina (silverweed cinquefoil)
Lineage: Eukaryota; Viridiplantae; Streptophyta; Magnoliopsida; Rosales; Rosaceae
Product: UPF0496 protein At4g34320-like
Exons: 1
Coding region: 680-1807 (375 amino acids)
Source: RefSeq, a predicted model, not a curated record